This is a messenger RNA of Archocentrus centrarchus (flier cichlid), 1821 nucleotides long. RefSeq names its product adenylate kinase 4 (gene ak4). The record is from RefSeq and is a predicted model, not a curated record. Gene Ontology annotation, biological process: nucleobase-containing compound metabolic process. Gene Ontology annotation, cellular component: mitochondrion. The transcript has 5 exons. The coding region runs from base 393 to 1073 and encodes 226 amino acids. Lineage: Eukaryota; Metazoa; Chordata; Actinopteri; Cichliformes; Cichlidae. Gene Ontology annotation, molecular function: AMP kinase activity; ATP binding.
CCUCAUUCAUUUGCAGAAAAAAAACUCUAUUCUUAAAGACGCAGGCGAGCGUAACGUAUCCAUGAGAGAGCUUGAAGAAAAAAAGUAACGGAGUGCUUCGACUUGAUCCGAGUCUGAGGGCAGGAUAGUCCGACUGUGCGCAGAGAGUGGGCUCUGUCUGCGUAAAGAUCCACAGACUACAGAGACAGACUGAAAUUUACAUUAGCAGAGCUACUUUUAAAGCCGUCCACGCUUCAGACCUAUUUGAUUGCUCAUGCCUGCCACUGAUUAGGAGUUUAUUAAAAGGUGGGCCAAAUUCUGUCUCUUGCGCACAACAGGAAAAGUGACAUUUGAGCAUCCAAGUGUGCGUGCGUACGUGUGUGUGUGUUUUAACAGUAGCUUUUCUGGGAGUCAUGGCCAAGUUAUUUCGAGCUGCUAUCAUGGGUCCACCGGGAUCAGGAAAAGGAACGAUAUCCAAGAGGAUUGCGCAAAGUUUUGGCCUGCAAUAUCUGUCCAGUGGUCAUUUUCUACGAGAGGGCAUAGCGGCAAAAACAGAGGCAGGCUUGCUGGUGAAGACCUAUGUUGAUAGGAGCAUGCUGGUGCCUGACCAUGUGAUGACUAGCUUGAUGCUGCCCAGACUGAAACAGCUGAGCAAUCACAGCUGGCUGCUGGAUGGUUUCCCCCGCACCCUUGAGCAGGCUCUGGCUCUCAACAGUUUGUAUCAGCUAGACUUGGUCAUCAGCCUUAACAUCCCCUAUGAGACUCUCAAGGAGAGACUGAGUGACCGGUGGAUCCAUCCAGCGAGUGGUAGAGUCUACAACAUGGGCUUCAACCCUCCACGACUGCAGGGUAAGGAUGACAUCACAGGAGAGCCGCUGAUUCAGCAUGACGAUGACAAGCCAGAAGCUCUGAUGGCCAGACUGAGACAAUACAAAGAAGUGGCAAAACCCGUCAUUGAUUUAUACAAGUCACAAGGAAUCCUGCACCCAUUUUCCGGUACAGAUACAGAUCGGAUUUGGCCUUAUAUCAAUUCUCUCCUCAGCACCAAGAUGGACAUACAGCCAUCAGAUGCCUGCCAACCUCAGACACCCUGACUCUACCCUUAAUGAAAAGACCAAAGGGAAGGGGGAGGAAGUGCAGUGAUGCCUUUACUUGCCUGCCUAGUGUCAGCUUUCAGUUUCAUCAUUAAGAGUGAGAUUUAGAGCAGUAGGCUAGGACUGACACACAUGUUUCUGAUUCAGUGACUAGCUGAUUUUCCAAAUGGAGGGUUGUGUGGAAAUAUUUAAAGAGACAUACUGAAGAUGGUGACAAAUCCUAACAGUCAAAUAUUGAGAUCAAUCAAGGCAAUAAAAAAACUGACAUUUUUUGAAAUCCACAUUUUACACAACCUCUUUCAUCAAGCAGUUUAUUACACAUGAAUUUUUUUCUUCAGUUAUUCCGAUCCACAAACUGAAUAAGCCAAAAACAGAAAAAGUAAACAUAAAUGCAGGAUUUCUUUGAUAGUUUUAAUGACAUUUAAUUGGAAACCAAAAUGCAGGAGGAGUAAUUCAGAGCAUUAUUUAUGUGACACUGAAGUGUAUAAAAUGACUGUUUUUUUUUUUUUAAUGAAGAUAACACUCUAUUUACAUGAUCAAAAUGCUUAGAUUUUUUGGUUUCAUAUAUAAAAACAUAAUUUGGAUACAAUUUUUUCCUCAUAGACUACAAACAUGGUAAAGCCUGUGUGCUCUUUAAUAUGCAGCUAGAAGUCAUCUGUUACAUAUAAAGCUGUUUUUAUUUCUUCAAAUGCAUCUGUGAUUGUAUAAUAUAUCCAUCAAUUACAUAAACAGUGCACACUGUCUAAAA